AGAAAGAGAGUCUUUGAGUGAAUAUGCCUUCCUCAAGGUGGGAUGACGAAGAUGAAAAGUAUCCAAGAAUAACAAAGAAGUUUUUGCAGAAAGUCUGCAAGGACAACAGUUUAUACUCCACACCUCAUUUAAAUGAUACACUCUAUUUACAUUUCAAAGGUUUGACUAAAAUUGAAAAUUUGGAAGAAUAUACUGGAUUGAGGAGCCUGUGGCUUGAGAACAAUGGGAUACGAAAAAUAGAAAACUUAGAUCAGCAAGUUGAGUUGCGUUGUCUUUACCUGCAAGAGAAUCUGGUGACGGACAUCGAGAAUUUGGACCACAUGCUCCACCUUGAUACAGUCAACUUAAAUAAAAACAACAUUUCAGAAAUCAAAAAUCUUAGUUGUUUACCACACUUGAAAAAUCUUCAGAUCAAUAACAACAAGCUUCGGACCAGCCUUGAUAUUGAACACUUAGCGAAAUGUUUAUCACUUUCGGCAGUUGAUUUGUCACAUAAUUUAAUCGAAGAUUCGUCCGUUUUGGAUAUCUUUGCUGCAAUGCACUCGUUGAGAGUUUUGAAUAUGAUUGGCAAUCCAUUUCUGAAGCACAUGAAGAACUAUAGGAAAAAUUUUAUCGUCGGAAUAAAAAAUCUGUGCUAUUUAGAUGACAGGCCAGUCACUGAUGUGGAGAGAGCUUGUGUUACAGCCUGGUCGAAAGGCGGGAUCGAAGCAGAAAGAUUGGAGAGAAUUCGAUGGAAGGAAAUGGAGCAGGAAAAAAUUCAGAGAAGUGUAGAUGCUGUGUUAGCUCUUAGAAAUAGAAAAUCUUGUUUGGUUACUUCGGCUCAGCUUAAGAAUUCUCCGAAACAAGAAUCGAACGAAACUGAGGAUAUACCUUUAUUAGAAACGCCACCUGAAUUUCAUAAAGCAACCCACAUUCAGCUUUUGCAUUCUGAUACCGAGACAGAAAAUAACAAAAUUAACAAUGAAACUAUCCAAAAUAGAUCAGAUGUGAAAUUGAUUGAUUCAACCGAAACUAGCAACAGAACUCCAACUUCAAAUUAUUCAAAACUGUUAAAUAUAAGAGAAUUUAAACCAUUAAUUAUAGAACAAUCAACAGAACCGUCAAUUUCAGGAACUUACAUCAGAACUCAAGAAGCCUUGAAUGGUUCAAAUUCAUUAAAUACGGAAAUAAAAACUAUAAAAGAAUUGAAAGCAUCAAUUACAGAGCAAACAACAAAAUCAUCAACUACAGAAGUUAAUAACAGAACUCAAGAAGUCUUGAAUGAUUCAAAUUCAUUAAAUACAGAAAUAAAAGCUAUAAAAGAAUUGAAAACAUCAAUUACAGAGCAAACAACAGAGUCAUCAACUACAGAAGUUAAUAACAGAACUCAAGAAGCCUUGAAUGAUUCAAAUUCAUUAAGUACAGAAAUAAAAACUAUAAAAGAAUUGACAGCAUCAAUUGCAGAGCAAACAACAAAAUCAUCAACUACAGAAGUUAAUAACAGAAUUCAAGCAACCUUGAAUGAUUCAAAUUCAUUAAAUACAGAAAUAAAAACUAUAAGAGAAUUUAAACCAUCAAUUCAGGAGAAUUCACCAGAUUCACCUCAAAACCCUGAAAAUGCUAUUGAAGAAAAUUCUUCCACUGCUGUUGUAAAGAUUUUAACACCAGAACAUAAAGGAGAAAUAUUCGAAAAUAAAAUUGCAACUAUAUUAAAAGCUAAAUCCAAAGAAUUGGACUCUCAUAUAUCAAUUGAUGCAUCUUUGGAAUUUGAUACGUCCAGUGAGUUUGAGCAAAGCACUUCAAUUGAUACAUCCAGCGAGUUUGAUGAAAAUGUAUCGACUGACACAGGCAGUGAAUUUGACCAAAAUAUUCCAUUUGAAAUAUUCAGUGAGGUUGGCCAAAAUAUUCGAAAUGAUACUUUUGUUAAGCUUGUUCAAAAAAUUUCAAAUGACAAUUGUGAUUUAUCAGUGAAUGACAUUACUUCUUAUGAGCAUGACAAUUUUCGACAAAAUACUUUCGACAUAGACAGUUUCAAUGAAUCCAAAAGCAACAUAUACACUGAAGAGCGUAAACAGACAUAUUAUCAAGAGAAGAAAAAUAUAACCAAAUCCCUGGCCUUUGAUAGUGUUGACGAAUCAACAUUUGACAAUAAGUCCAAAUCGCACAAAAUGUUAUGCUCAUUUAAUAACAAAAACGAAUCUGUUACACCGGAAAUAGGCAUAAGCACAGAAUCGCUGGACAAGAACAAUUCGAUAGAAUAUGCAUCAUCACAUUCAAUGUCCAAAGAUUCAACCACAACUGGGCAACCUUUAGAAACAAACAAAAGCAAUAUAAUAAACUCUAACCCUGUUCAAGACACAAUUGGGAAAGUUAGCUUAGAAGACUACAUAAAACUACAAAAAUUAAAUGUUCAAAUAAAAGAAAACAAUUCGAACGUUGUUGAAUGGAAAAAUGUUUAUAAAGUACAAUAUGGCAUUGACAAGAAAGUUGCUUCAAUUAAAGAGGAUAAAGGGACCGAUGCAGCAACAGACUUACCUGACUUGAGUUUAAAUAAAUGCACUUAUGAUAAAACUGAAAGUGAAAUAAAGCUGUCUGGAAAGAAGAAAGACGGGAAGUUAAUGUUUAAAGAAGAUAAAAUGAAAGAUUCAAAUUAUUUAAUAGAAGAUGAUUACGGUAGCUUCACUGAUGAAAAUUACAUUAUUUCUGGGAUGAGCUAUAAAAGUUCCGAUAGUAUAGAAGCUAAAGCAAAGAUCGCGGAAGUUUCAUUAAGCGAGCAACUGCCCUUGCUUGAUAACUCAGCAAGUUUGUGUGUGAAAUCUAAUGAAAACGUUAACAAGUUAGAAACUGAAAAUUUAAAUUCCUCAACCAUAACUGAGAAGUUUUCCUCAGGUUUAGAAGAAGGCAUAACUGAACACAAACAGAGUUCAGAAUUGCAAAAUUUUAUGUCAGAUUUGAACAACGAAGGAGAAGUUGAAGUUACUGAGAAGUUGCAAGAUAGUACAGAGAAUAUUCCAAACUUAUCAGUCGAAAAUAGUUUAAUUCCUGAUGCGAAUCAAAAAGAUUGUUUUAAACCAAGUACUGAAUUAGUGGAAGCGGAUUUUUCGCUUCUUCACCAGCUUGAAAAUGAUUACAUUUUGAAUGAAAAACAAACGGUGCUGAAUCAUAGUAAAACUUUUAAUCAGGAAGAAAACUGUUUAGCAACGAAAACUUCUUUUACAUAUCAAAAACACAGCAAUGUUCACAAAAUUUUAGAUUAUACGCCUCUAUCAGAUUCUAUUGUUAAUAAAUUUCCUCCUAAAUCUUCAUUGAAUAGUUCAACCCAAAAAAGUCAACGUUUUGUAAAAGAUGCUUGCCUUUUACAAAACACUGAUAAUUUUCAAGGUAUGGGAAGAGAAACAAGAAAUUCAUUUGAAAAUAAUUUAGAAGACGAUGAAUUGGAAGGUUCAGUUACGAACUUUGAUAAGGAAAAUUUUUUUUCCAAAGAGUUUUUGUCAGUUUGGAAUAAAAAUGUACCUGACUGUGAAGAAAUCACUUUAGAAACUGAGUCUAAAAAUCAACAUAAUUCCACAGAUAACUAUGAAGAUAGUGAAAUCGAGGAUUCUCAGUUUAAUGACUAUGAAAAUCGUUUGCAAGAGUAUUUGAAUAUUAAAAUGUCUGAAGAGCAGGCUAAUUUAGACAGCUAUUAUGAGCAUUUCAAUACAUCAGAUAUUUGCUGUAACCAAAAUCUUGUAAAUGUAAGUUCAGUGUUCUAUAAAGAUUUUGAAGCAGUAAAUCUAACUGAUGAACAAAAAGAAGAAAAAUAUCGGGAUACUGAAUUAUUUUCCCAAUGGGAAGAUACUUACGAUAAUACUGGAAUUUACGGUGAAGCAUUUCCCACCAUGAGAGAGCAAGAUCCCUUAAAUCUCGUGACUUCUUUGGAUAUUUCUGAUCGUGAAAAUAAAACGAUACAAAACAGACUACAAACUUCAACCAAAAUCAAUGAUCAUAAUGCUUUUAGCAAGGAAUUCAAUGAUUGUUUCGAAUUCAUAGGUGAAGAUUUGAAUACUUUAGAGAGGCAUUAUGAAACUGGUAGAAAUUCAAGAGCAUUUAAUAUUGAGGAAUUAUGUUUCUGUGAAGAAAAUGUCGGAUUCAAGUCUAUACUAAGUGAUGGAAACAGUCGUCUCCAAAAUUAUUUAAGUGAAACAAGUAUCUCGGGAAGAACAAUGGGAAGACAGGCAACGAAGUCUCAGAGCACUAAUAAAAACUCAACAGGAGCAGAUUUAGGAAACCCAAGACUCAAAAGUCCUCUUAGUGGGACUGCCUGCCAAGGAGGAAACCUCCCUUUCAGCUCAGAAGAACGCUUCUGCGAAAAUCAAGAGGAAGAGUCUCGGCUAACUUUACCUGCCAAUGACCAGAAAGAACUUUUCGAUCCCGAAUCUUCUUGUUUGUCUGCUCUUAACUGUAGUAUCUUUGGCAUUUCAUCGUCUACUUCAUUUGACCAUAGAGUUACGCCUCGAAUAUUUGACUUAGGUUUCAAAAAUAAUGAUUCAUCAGAAGAAGAAUUUGGAGAGGAAGAUGAAGCGAUACUUCUUGAUGAACAAGUGAAAAACAUGUUAGUACCUGCCUAUAAAGAAAAGUCUAAGUUUGAAACUUCUAACGCUGUACAUAAUGAGCAACUUUUUGAGCGAAGGCUUAUUUCGAAGAGAAAAGACUCUCAUAAAGAUGAUAACCAUAAAAUAGCAGUUGAAGAUCUCGAUUAAAACAAGAGUUUAAAAAAUUGAAAUAAAGCUCAGAACAAUAUAUAACACUCAUAAUCAGAGCCCGUGAGUAGCUAAAUAUAUAUAUAUAUAACAUCCGUUAUGCCGUUAAAAUUUAAUUUUAAAAAAAAGUUAUCUACUAAAUUUUAUAUAAAAAAUUUUAGCACCUUACGCACUGCAAAAUACUAUCCAAAAAUAUUUAGUUAAGAGUGGCAUUAAACUAAGUUAGAAUCAUAUAUUUAAUGCCAAAAAUUUUCACCACACAAUACUAUUAUAGUUCUAUCUUCUUAUUUACUUUACAUUGUUUACCCAAACAAGCCGUUCAAAUAAAACAAAAUUUAUGGAUAUACAUUAAAAAUUACUUUUUAUUCAACAAAGUUUGGAGGAAUACAAAAUAUUUCAACUGAUGUAUUUGUUGAUGAUUCAGAAAACGUAGUUAGUCUGAAACCAUUAUUUUUAAAUUAAAAAAUAUUGUUUUCAAAAACAAUGAUUAUUUUGUUAAUGUGUGUAAAACUUAAUAAAAUAUAUAUUCAAUACAAUAACUUGCCAUUUCUUUUUAAAUAUUUCCAUGAUUUAAUUCUUAGUUCAUAAUUUUCUUUUUAUCCAAUAACUUCGAGUUUCUGUUAAUUGAAAGAACAUUGGCAGAGUAU
Molecule: messenger RNA, 5365 nt
Organism: Parasteatoda tepidariorum (common house spider)
Lineage: Eukaryota; Metazoa; Arthropoda; Arachnida; Araneae; Theridiidae
Source: RefSeq, a predicted model, not a curated record